Molecule: messenger RNA, 1084 nt
Organism: Fragaria vesca subsp. vesca
Lineage: Eukaryota; Viridiplantae; Streptophyta; Magnoliopsida; Rosales; Rosaceae
Exons: 4
Coding region: 221-706 (161 amino acids)
Source: RefSeq, a predicted model, not a curated record
AACGGAAAAGUAAACAUUCCCUUUUCUCUAUCUUUCUUCUCCUUUAUAAAAGUAAACAUUCCGUGAUAUUUAUUCUGCUUCCUCUCUAGGCCAUUCUUCUUUAACCUUCACCAACCCCACACCCUACACUUGUGUCGUUCUGAUUAGCAACCCAACUGUUACAUAAGGAGCAAGAAGGAAAGACGCUGAAGGAACAGAAGAGAGAUCAAGAUCAGAAACAAUGGUGAAGGAUAGGAGGAUUGGUGUGGCCAUGGACUUCUCCAAGAGCAGCAAGAACGCUCUUCAAUGGGCUAUUGACAACUUGGUCGACAAAGGUGACACCCUACACAUCAUCCACAUCAACAACAACAAACACGAUGAGUCUCGCAACGUCCUCUGGGCCAAAUCUGGUUCUCCUCUUAUUCCAUUGUCUGAGUUUAGAGAGCUCGAGGUGAUGAAAAAGUAUGGUGUGCCGACUGAUAUGGAGGUGCUUGAUAUGCUUGACACUGUUUCUAGGCAGAAAGAGGUGACCAUUAUUACAAAGGUGUACUGGGGAGAUGCAAGGGAGAAGCUUCUUCAAGCAGUUGAGGAUCUGAAACUAGACUCUUUGGUGAUGGGAAGCAGAGGACUUGGCACCCUCAAAAGGAUUGUACUUGGAAGUGUGAGCAACUAUGUGAUGACACAGGCUCCAAUCCCUGUGACCAUCGUCAAGGACUUUCCCAAUUGAUGAUCACAAACCUGGCUUUAGGGCUGUCCAUGAUCGAUCAAGCUAUCAUCAACAAACAUUGGGGCAUUUCUGAGCUUUUAUGCUUUACUUGAUCUUGGUGUCAUCAAGUUGCUCAAAUUAUAAUACCCAGAUACUAUUAGUCUCUGUUUUGAAGAAUAAUGCAUGCUAUCUGGCUCCAUUUAGAUCUGCUUUUAUGUAUUAACAUUUCUGUCUUGCUGUCAUUAUGCGCAAUUAUGAGUUUUCCAUUACAUUCCUUUAUGAGCCAUGCCUCAAUAAUUAUAUUUCUUGCAGAAUAAGAUCCAUGUUUUCAGUAAAAGUAAUGCAAUGUUUCUGGUAGAAAGUUAUAAUAUCCUUCAAGUAAAUUACCAAUUAAAUACC